AUGUGGGAGCGUCUGAUACUGCAAUACGCCAACGCUGCUCCUAUCAACGGCAAUCUACUGCUAGAGAAAUUUUUCAACUACAAAUACAAUCCUGAGCACAGAGUGCUGGAUCAUGUGGCAGUUUACACAAACUUGGCAGAAGAGCUGAGAAACUUGGAAUCACCUGUCACUGAACAACAACUCGUUGUGAAAAUUAUCCAAACACUGCCCCCCAGUUUUCGCUCAUUCCGUUCGGCUUGGGACAAUCUACCAAGGAACGAGCAAACAAUAGCAAACCUAACACCAAGACUGGUAAACGAAGAAGCCAUCAGCAGAGCGGCCAACAACGGCGCGAUGGAUCCGACCGAUGCGGCCUUCUUUGCGUUCCACACGCCUAAGGCAGCCGCUUUCGCCGGGGAGAGUGCUGCAAAGACAUCCCCAGGGCAAAGUUUCGACAACGCAGCACACGCGCAAGGGGGAUUCCGUGGCCGCGGACGAGGCCCCUACUUUACGGGUGAAUGGCGAGGACGUGGCAGAGGCAGAGGAGGAAGAGGAGGUAGAGGUGGUGGCAGCUCCAAUCCGCACAACCACUCAUACGCACGAAAAGAUGGACAACAACAAAACGAUCAGCAGCAAAGCAGCCAACAUGCCGGCUCAGUCGUCUGCUUCAACUGCAAUGGAAACGAACACAAAGCUUAUCAGUGUCCAACAAAAAGAGAAGAAGAACGUGGUCAGGCGAGACAAGAAAAUUUCAACAAGAAAAGAGGUCUGGAACGCUGA
Daphnia pulicaria is the source of this 759-nucleotide messenger RNA. RefSeq names its product DNA topoisomerase 3-alpha-like. The transcript has 3 exons. Lineage: Eukaryota; Metazoa; Arthropoda; Branchiopoda; Diplostraca; Daphniidae. Bases 1 to 759 code for a protein of 252 amino acids. Gene Ontology annotation, molecular function: zinc ion binding; nucleic acid binding. The record is from RefSeq and is a predicted model, not a curated record.